Molecule: messenger RNA, 711 nt
Organism: Tetrapisispora phaffii CBS 4417
Lineage: Eukaryota; Fungi; Ascomycota; Saccharomycetes; Saccharomycetales; Saccharomycetaceae
Gene: MTR3
Product: exosome non-catalytic core subunit MTR3
Exons: 1
Coding region: 1-711 (236 amino acids)
Biological process (GO): U4 snRNA 3'-end processing; rRNA catabolic process; poly(A)-dependent snoRNA 3'-end processing
Cellular component (GO): nuclear exosome (RNase complex); cytoplasmic exosome (RNase complex); nucleolus
Source: RefSeq, a predicted model, not a curated record
AUGAACGUACAAGAUAGAAGACGUUUACUAGGUCCAUCUAAUGCUAAGCCGAUUGUAUUUAGUGCUGCUACUGACAUACAAUCAUCGGAGCCAAAGAAAGACGAAUCCUCAAGUUUUAUACUAAAUUCUGGUUUAAUAGAAAAUUGUAACGGUUCUUCUCUAGUUGAAAUCAGAGAUCCAAAAGUCACUCAACAUCAGACGUCUUUGAUUACUUCGGUUUACGGUCCUAGAGCAACAAAAGGUUCGUUUACAUCGCAAGCAUCUCUUUCUAUUCAGUUAAAAAAUGGUUCUUCUGAGAAAUAUAACACUACAGAAUUGAAAGAAGUCUCAAGUUUCUUAGUGAAUGUUUUUAAUUCAGUUAUAAAUCUUUCAAGAUAUCCAAAAUCUGGUAUUGAUAUUUUCAUUUAUAUUUUGUACGAUAAAGUGCUCUCCGAAGAGUCUAAAAAAUCAAAUAAUAUAUCAGCUAUUCUACCAUACUGUAUAUCAGCUAUUACUUUAGCGUUAAUUAAUGCUGGUAUUGAAGUUGAUGAUAUUGCCACAGCUGGAUAUUACAAAGGAGAUGUCAUUUCUUUCAUUAAGAAUGGUGAAGAAGUCAUAGGUUACUGGAAAGACGAAGGGAAUUGUGAGAGCUUUGAUGUCGCAUUAGAACAUUGUAAAACUGAGGCACAAAAAUUCAAAAAUCUAAUAACAACUCAUAUUUUAGAAGAGUAA